Marmota monax (woodchuck) is the source of this 669-nucleotide messenger RNA. It is a transcript of the gene Pln, whose product is annotated as phospholamban. The transcript has 2 exons. Gene Ontology annotation, molecular function: ATPase inhibitor activity. The record is from RefSeq and is a predicted model, not a curated record. Gene Ontology annotation, biological process: negative regulation of calcium ion import into sarcoplasmic reticulum; negative regulation of heart rate; negative regulation of ATPase-coupled calcium transmembrane transporter activity. Gene Ontology annotation, cellular component: sarcoplasmic reticulum; membrane. NCBI's taxonomy places the organism in Eukaryota, Metazoa, Chordata, Mammalia, Rodentia, Sciuridae. Bases 248 to 406 code for a protein of 52 amino acids.
GUGACAUCAUAAGACCUCCCUAGAACAGAUUUUCUCCUCCACCUACUCCAACCCUUCACAUAAACCUGGUAACAGUCAGAAAACCUCCCAGCUAAACACCCAUAAGACUUCACACAAGUUGAUACUCUUUAUUGUGAUGACCACAGAAACCAAGGCUACCUAAAAGGAGACGGUUACCUCAGAUUGGCUGCCAGCUUUUUAUCUUUCUCUUGACCGCUUAAAACUUGACUUCCUGACUCCUGGCAUCAUGGAGAAAGUCCAAUACCUCACUCGCUCUGCUAUAAGAAGAGCCUCAACUAUUGAAAUGCCUCAACAAGCACGUCAAAAUCUCCAGAACCUGUUUAUCAAUUUCUGUCUCAUCUUAAUAUGUCUCUUGCUGAUUUGCAUCAUCGUGAUGCUUCUCUGAAGUUCUGCAGCAAACUCCAGAUCCGCAACUUACUACAUUGGUUUAAAAUGUCAUCCCAUGAACAGGGGAAAACAAUAGAGCCCACUUCCCAAAUAGAAGAAUUUCUUUAUGAAAAGGUCAAGAUUAAAACAAAUUGUUAGUAAAUGUAUUUGCUAGAUCUUGUAAACAUGAAAAGGGCUUCAUUUUCAAAACUGACUAUACAUGUGUAUAAUGUAACUGUUGAUUUCCUCAAAAUGGCUUAUAAAUUUCUUUCCUAAAUCUUU